CACAAGAGCUUCUCAACCUCACUGGAACAGCCCAGCUGGGACCUAACUGACCCAGUGAGGACCUAAGCCUGCUGGAGCAGGCUGAGAGGGGCUCCCUGGGUUCCCUGGACAGAGCAGUGCCCUUUUCACCAUGCUGUCCCACCUCACCCUGCUGCUUCUGCUGGGAUUCUCGGUGUGCACUGCGGUAGGGGACAGUGGAGAGGAACUGGCACUCAGCACAGAAGCAGAACCCUGGGUGACUGUGAACCUGGAGGGAAUCCCUAUGGCCAGCAUUGAGCUCCGACUUCAAGAGAGGAAAAGAAGCAAGACACGCCAGUUCUUUGGGCUGAUGGGGAAGCGGGUGGAGGGAAUACAUCCAGUCCAGCCAAGACCAAGAACUGGGUAUCAACUGGGACAGUUGAUCCAGAGCCUCCUUGGCAAGAAAGGACUGUCCAUAGAAGGAACCUGCAGACAGGAGACACCCCACUGGAGUACAGGGCCUGAAGCUGUGGCCAGGGAAGGCCUCCAUGGUCCAAGAGGAAGACCAGACUCACCUACCUACCAGCCACAUGCAGCACUCUCCCCAGACACAGAAGAGGAUGACCAGGGUUCAGAGUGAGCCUCAGAGGAUGCUUCCCAAAAGAUGCCUUGCUCCUCUCUUCCCUGGAUGUUACAGCUGAGCAGCUGCGAGCUAACACUCCCCGACCCCCCACUGAACUCAGUGCAUUUCUUCCAGGACUUUUGGCCUCAGGCAGCAAUGUUACACAAUUGCACUACUAUUGCCUUACAAGCUAGGGUGACCUAGACCUCCUUCAUACCCAGGCUCUUGUGUCAGUGCAUUACAGGGAAAGCUUCACACUCUGUAUCCCAUGCCCAACAUACAGUAGGGCUCAAUA
Molecule: messenger RNA, 875 nt
Organism: Nannospalax galili (Upper Galilee mountains blind mole rat)
Lineage: Eukaryota; Metazoa; Chordata; Mammalia; Rodentia; Spalacidae
Gene: Tac4
Product: tachykinin 4
Exons: 5
Source: RefSeq, a predicted model, not a curated record